This is a messenger RNA of Ananas comosus (pineapple), 3696 nucleotides long. RefSeq lists its product as uncharacterized. Gene Ontology annotation, molecular function: ubiquitin binding; RNA binding. Lineage: Eukaryota; Viridiplantae; Streptophyta; Magnoliopsida; Poales; Bromeliaceae. The transcript is spliced from 8 exons. The record is from RefSeq and is a predicted model, not a curated record. Bases 90 to 3395 code for a protein of 1101 amino acids.
GAACCCUAACCCCAUCGUCCCCGACCCCCUUCUUUUCCCUCUUCCUCCUCCACCCUGUCCAUCCUCUUUCUCCUUCUCCAUCUCCUUCAAUGGCGUCUGCGGCGGAGCCGCCGCCGAAGAAGCGGAGGAUCUUCGACGCCACUGCGGAUCCGCCGCCGCCGCCGCCGCCGCCGCCGUCGCAGGAGGAGAUCCUUCGGAAGAGAAGGAACAAGGAGGAGAUCCGGAGCCUUUUCGAGCUGUAUCGCCGCAUCCAGCUAUGCGUCGCCAAGAAGGACCGCACUCUCAUGCCCGAUCUCGAACAAGCCUACCUCUCCCUCAUCACCGCUUCUAGAGGCUGCACAAGUGUACAGCGAAUUGUAGCUGAACUUAUUCCUCGAUAUGCCUCAUUUUGUCCGACUGCUCUCGAGGCAGCUGCUAAAGUUUCCAUCAACAUGUACAAUUGGAACUUGGCCAUUAUAAUGAAAGAAGAGGAUACCGAUGGUGUGGCUUAUCAGACUGCUAAAGCCUGUAUUUUUGGCCUUUUUGAUAUAUGUUGCACUGCUUCUUAUGAAGCACCAACAUCAUCCAUCAUUCAGGGGAUCUGUGCUCAAGUUUUUCUAAGUGUUCUUACCUUUUUCGUUUCAACUUUCGAGGGAAAGGAUAUAUUUCAGAUAGGGACCCGGAAAAUUCAAAAUUUGCAAGAACCAAUGGAAUUCUUAAAUGAACUGAAGCAGGAAUAUGUAGAUGCUGAUGAACCUGCUUUGUAUAAGUUAUUUGAGCUGAGAGCACUCUGUUUGCUCAGUAUAUUUAUUUCUUUUCCGAAGAAUUUGCUGGCGGCCUGCUUUGAGAUUCUUUUAUCCGGAGGAACUGAUCUUCUUCUGUAUAAUGGAGGAGUAUACUUUCUAAGUCAGGUGACUAGCUAUCUGAACAUUGGUGACGUAAAUCAUGAUUUGGAUAAGACAAUUGAUCGGGAUUCGCUAUGUACAGAUUCUUCUGUCAACAAUGCAGAUAGCAAGGGAACGAGUGAUGUCAAGCUGGUAGCCAGUGACAGCUGCUCUCCACAAAAAUCUAUGCUACAGUCAUACAACUGUUAUAUGACAAUGGCAAUCAGCAGGGAUCCAUCAUUGAGAGGUUGGGUGUUUUCAAGGUACCAGAAAUUAUGUGAGUCACGUAGGUCUGAGGUCGUUCCAGAGAUAUCAUCGCACCUAGAAAAAGCUUUAGGAUCUUUAUCAGAUGCUACUAGGGAAACACAUCGUGAAGAAAGCAACAAAGACAACUUUGAUACAGCAAAAACCAUCAACAGUCCUAAUAAUCCUUCGUUGGUUAAUAAAUCAAGUAUACAUGAGUCUAAGAUGGAUCAUGCAUUGGGGGUGUACGAUGCAUCUUCUAAUGAUUCUAAGAAGGAAAAUAAGAAGAGAUUUAAUUCGCUGGACAGAGGCUCAAUUAAUGAAAGGAAAGGGCUGGUACCCACCGAGAACUUGGAGAGAGGGAACUCUAAAGAUUUAUCUCCUAUUAAGACUUGCACACCAAAAGAAUCGAUGAGCAAUAAACUCCGGAUUGAUGUUCAGAGCCUUGAUCAGGAAAAAUAUUCCUCUGAUCAAAUAUUUUAUUUUGAUGGGGAUACUCAGUCUAGGGAUGUGAUUUCAGCUACUAAGCUGCUUUGGGUAGGUUCGCUUGGUAACAAUACAUCAGAAACAGUGAUUAGGUCGCACUUUGAGAGUUUUGGUCCUUUGGAGCAAGUUUUACGUUGUCCUGCUAAAAAUUUUGCAUUAGUUGAGUACAAAAACGUAAUGGAUGCUGUGAAGGCACGGAAAUAUAUGCAUGGGUCCUCUCUGUGGGGUGGGUGCCUGAAAGUCAAAUUUUUAGAUUCUGGGUUAGGAAGCAGGGGAUGGGUAAGCGGUUUAGCUGUUGGUGAAAGCUCUCAUGUUUACAUUGGGAAUGUGAUGAGCCACAGAGAGAAAGAUGAGAUGUUGCAUGAAUUAAUGGUAGUGGGACUGAGGAAACCUCACUCUGUUACUGAUCUUAAGAGUGAAAAUGCCUUGCUGAUAGAGUUUGGGACGGCAGAAGAAGGGGCUAUUGCAAUGGCUCAUAUUAGGCAUCGGUGUAGAGCGGCAGGAUCUCAUGUAGAUCCAAGGGCAGGAAACAGCGGAAGAACUUCAGUUUUACAUUGUAGCUCUUCUGAAAGUGGCAACCAAGCUGAGCUCAGGGACAGAGUUUUUCUACAUCGUGAAGAACAGCAAAAGACACCAAGGAAACUUAACUCUUCAGAAUAUUCGUCAUCUCAUGGGGACAUAUAUUCCCCUGGUUAUGAGAGUAAACCAGCGAACUUUUACACCAGUUCAUCCACAAGUAGAUCUUAUAACAGCAUUGGUGAACUUGUAUCCCCAAGGUUAAAUAUGGAAAAACCUGGUAUUCAUGGACUGAGUGAGCUACCUUUUCAAUCUAAUUGGACUGUUGCAAGCAGUUCAGAAGUGCUAGAUGCUGGUUCAAGAAAGUUUGAUGGUUAUAGCAGAAACAAUCCUAUGGAUCCUUCAUUUCAUGGUCCAUCCGCUUCCGGUGGCAGUAAGCAGGAGCUUGAUGCAAAAUUAUCUGUACAGAGGACCCUCAUGGGCCCUCCUGGUCCUCCACAUGGCGGCCCCAUAAUACCCCCACCUGUGCCUACAUCCUUUUUCCGUCCCAUCCAUCCUCCCAUUAAUCAUAUCUCUAUCAGCAUAACAACACCCAAUGAAAAUUUCCGUCUAAAUCCAAGUGCUCCUCUCCCUUUUAUACCCUCUUCAAUAACCCCCCUUUCACAGUUGGUGGUGCCUGUACCUCCUUUGUCAGGUAUGGCUCCUCCACCUCGACCACCACUGGAUUUGCCACAGCCUCUACCUUCUCCGCCCCCAGCGCCUGUUUCCCGGCCCCCAUUUGUACCUCCUCCUCCAAACUCUUCCCCACAGCAAAAUUGUAUUGAAUCCUUCAACUCGCAAUAUCGGUGGGAAGGCUCUCUCUCAAAAAGUGGGGUUCAUUACUGUACAAUUUAUGCAAUUCGAGAGGAUUCAGAUGCAUGCAGAUAUUCAAAUGGAGUCUCUGAACCAAUAGUCUGGCCAGCUAGAUUGGAUGUGACAAAGCGCACAGACUUUCGGCAUGUGAAGACCACUUUUGGUAACACUCCUCCCAAUAGAAGAGAGGUUUGUCGGUUGCUACCGUCGUCUUCUGGUGACCACAAAGGGUUGCGGGAUUUCAUAUCAUACUUGAAACAAAGGGAAUGCGCCGGUGUGAUAAAGAUUCCUGCAGCGAAGAAUGUGUGGCCGAGAUUGCUGUUCAUUCUCCCUCACUCGGCGGAUAUCUGCACCAUGCUGGCCAUUAAUCCUCUCCCGGCUGAGUCCCUCGUGGCGCUGGUCUUGCCCAAAGAAACAAACUCCGAACCGGUAUGAUUCCCGUCUUGGUUGUAGUGUGAGAUGUUUUGUGUAUAUAGUCAAUGCGCCUAUGCCCGUGGAAAAUUUUGUGCAUUAUGUUUGUGAACUCUGAAGAACCAUGAAGGCUAAUUUUGUUUGUUUUGCGUCUCUUGUGGAACAUUUCAUUUAUCAAAUCUCCAGGAGCUGCUCGGUGCAGCUUAACUCUCUCUUGUGUGUGUGUGUGUGUGCGCGCGCGCGGGGUUUUCAAGUUAUAAAAGAGGGGUUGUUUAAACAGAAAAAAAAAGAAAAUGGAAAACCUGUGGACUGGUCAAUGAAUCUA